Messenger RNA from Lottia gigantea (owl limpet), 435 nucleotides. RefSeq lists its product as hypothetical. Bases 1 to 435 code for a protein of 144 amino acids. Lineage: Eukaryota; Metazoa; Mollusca; Gastropoda; Lottiidae. Gene Ontology annotation, molecular function: fatty acyl-CoA hydrolase activity. The transcript has 3 exons. The record is from RefSeq and is a predicted model, not a curated record.
AUGAGGUUUACUGCAGUAAGAGCCUCGUUAGACGCCUUGAAACAACUAGUAGAGUUUAGAGUCAACACGAAAGGAUUCGAAUCUAUUUUAACAGGGAUUAAGGUAUUGGACGGAGGCGAGGGUAACUGUAUAUGUGAACUCCCUGUUAAAGAAGAACUAUUAAACGGUGUAGGUACCCUACAUGGCGGUAUGACAGCUACCCUGAUGGAUGCAGUGUCCACCUGGGCGUUGAUGACAACUGGCGACAGUAAACCAGGCGUCAGUGUAGAUCUUAGUGUAUCAUAUAUGAAAGCAGCGUUUCCAGGAAGUAUUGUUGUCAUAGACGCUAAAACUCUCCGGGCUGGUAGAAAAUUAGCUUUUUUAACCAUAGAUCUUAAAGAUAAAAAAACGGGUCAACUUCUAGCUCAGGGAAAACACACCAAAUAUCUAGGUUAA